AUGUUAUUAUUUUUUUCAAACAUUAUUGAUUUACCAGUAACUGAAGUGAGAAAGAAAGCUACCAAAUUACAGAGUCAGUAUCCUGAAGAUCUCGAUGGAUCAUUUAUAAAUGAGUGUAUUCAUUUUCAUGGAUACUUAAAAAGUUUUCCAAGAAAUGUAUCACCAAAAUCUAUUUUAGAGUUGUGCAAAAUCAUUGAAGAUCACAAUAUAGCAGAUGUCUACCCAUAUGUAGAUAUUGCAUUACGUAUGUAUUUAUGCUGUCCGGUUUCUAAUACUUCAGCUGAACGGUCAUUUAGUGUUCUGAAAAGAGUGAAAUCAUACUUGAGAUCUUCAAUGAAUGACAACCGUUUAAACAAUUUGGCAAUUUUAAAUAUAGAAUGUGAGAUAACUAAAUCAAUUAGUUAUAAUGAGGUCAUCUGA
This is a messenger RNA of Macrosiphum euphorbiae (potato aphid), 420 nucleotides long. The record is from the annotation of a GenBank genome assembly. NCBI's taxonomy places the organism in Eukaryota, Metazoa, Arthropoda, Insecta, Hemiptera, Aphididae.